This is a messenger RNA of Syzygium oleosum, 998 nucleotides long. RefSeq names its product protein DEHYDRATION-INDUCED 19 homolog 3-like. Lineage: Eukaryota; Viridiplantae; Streptophyta; Magnoliopsida; Myrtales; Myrtaceae. Bases 70 to 729 code for a protein of 219 amino acids. The transcript has 5 exons. The record is from RefSeq and is a predicted model, not a curated record.
UUUCCCGGCGUAAUUUAUCGUUUUUUUUUUUCGGGGAGUUUCUUCGGGGGGGAAGUUUCUGCGAGAGCUAUGGAUGCUGAUUCGUGGAGCGCUCGCCUCUCUUCGGCUUCCAAGCGGUACCAAUCGGCCCUCCAGUCGAGAUCUGAUAUGUUUAUGGGGUUUGAAGAAAUUGAUGAGGACGAUAUAAGAGAAGAAUUUUCAUGUCCGUUUUGUUCGGAGUACUUCGACAUUGUUGGCUUGUGCUGCCACAUGGAUGAUGAGCACCCAAUGGAGGCAAAGAAUGGGGUUUGUCCAGUUUGUACAAUGAGAGUGGGGGUUGAUAUGGUUGCACACAUUACCCUGCAACAUGGAAAUAUAUUUAAGGUGCAACGCAAGCGGAAAUCACGUAAAGCUGGGAAUCAUUCUACACUCUUUUUAUUGAGGAGAGAGCUUCGAGAAGGAACUCUACAGUCCCUCUUUGGUGGCUCUUCUUGCGUGGUUCCCUCCUCCAACGCAGCACCAGAUCCACUGCUGUCAUCUUUCAUUUUGCCUAUGAAUGAUGAUUUCGGCAGCACUAAGUCUCGCGAUAUGACAGAAACUAGCUCGUCCAAGAAAAGCUCAGAUGAGACUCUGUCAGAGAGGAAAGUUCAGUCGUCUCCUUUAUCUGUCAAGGAGCAAAAAGAGAGGUUGAAAAGAUGCGACUUUGUUCGUGGCGUCCUGUUGUCCACCGUCCUUGAUGAUGGAUUAUGAGUUAUCUAGUAGGUCACGGUCGCGGUGAUGGCAGACGUCAAGUUGUCAUGGGAGCCCAGUCAUCUUCUAGGGUAUGUUUGUUGUUUGUAGUGAAUAUGCCUGUGUACUACUUCUAUUACUACACACACAAGAAGUGUGGAAUAAGUAACGUAGGAAUUAGUUGCCUCUUUGACUUAUGUUGUAGGCCCGAGCAGACUCUGCCGCGAGGUUCUGUUUCAGGCCAUUUAUUAAGUAAAACGCGGAAAAAAUAAUCGCUUUCUUUGCUGAUC